This is a messenger RNA of Aspergillus saccharolyticus JOP 1030-1, 1419 nucleotides long. RefSeq lists its product as uncharacterized. Lineage: Eukaryota; Fungi; Ascomycota; Eurotiomycetes; Eurotiales; Aspergillaceae. Bases 1 to 1419 code for a protein of 472 amino acids. The record is from RefSeq and is a predicted model, not a curated record. The transcript has 2 exons.
AUGCCUCGGAUCCUACCCAGCGGCGGCAAGCCCACGCCUGCUGCGCGAUCCGGCAACCUCGACGAUACCUUCGAGAUCGACGCGAAGUACUGGAGUGACCUCCCGUACAUCUACCUGAGCCACCGAGCAAUUGUUGAGUUCUGUAAGCGUGAAAAAGCAAUCGCCAAGGAGGCCAGGGCAGAGCAGCAAAGACAGAGAAAGAAGAGGACACACCACUGCAGGAGACAGCGGCUGCCGCACAAAUUGCGCAGCCUGAAGGAAUUUGCCCGAGGGGGUGGACCGGAUUUAUCGGAGGUUUCCAGCUUCGGCUGGUCCAACACAGCGGAACCCGGCAACUCCACCUCCCUCUACGACCGCAAUUGCCACAACUUCUUCCAGCUACACGGCAUCGCCGCCCGCCCCUACAGCCACAAUCAACCGAAGAACUACCCCGCCCUGCAGGAGCUCGUCAAGAUCCCCCGAGCAUCAGUCGACCAACUCGACCACACCGAUCACGGCGUGUGGCUCAAGUGCUGCAAGAACUACGGCAAAGCUCGCUCCAAGCUCAACGACGCGGUCACGAUCCUGCUCGGGGAAAAUGCCGAGACGGUGCUCACAUACGAGAACGAGCCGAUUACCGGCUUGGAGCCAUUAGUAGAGGGCAUGUUCCAGGCGCAGCCGGACUAUUACGACUGCGCGGACUACUACGCCCUCGACAAGGACGGGCGCAUCGCCAACGACUUGAAGGAGUAUAUCCUGCCCGCGGCGGACGCGUAUGGCGUGGUGCCCAACUUCUUUGUGCAGCUGAAAUUCGACGAUGAUGAUGAGGACCACGCGGCGGGCCAGCUGCAGGCGAUGCACUACGGCGCGCUGGGGGCGCGCGCGGUGCAGAAGCUGCGGUUCUAUGGGCGGGACAAUGAGGCGUGGUUGGAUGAGGUGGCGUAUUCAAUUGCAGUGGUGGUGUUUGAGAGGUCAGUGGCAAUCUAUGCGGUGCAUAUGAUCGAGCCCGAGGACGAGAACAGAGAGGCGGACUAUCAGUUGACGCUGCUCUACAAGGGUCGCAUGGACGGAGUGAUGCAGUUCCGGAAGGCUGUCGCCGCGGUGAGGAACUCGAGAGAGUUUGCGAAUUACUGGAGAGAGCACUUUAUUGAGCAGGCCAGGCUGGCACUGGAGGGGGGUGCUGCUGGCGAUGCCCGGCAGGGAAGCCCAGGAUCACUGGAUGAGAAGCCAAGCGGCGACCAGGACGAGGGCCUCGUUAGGUCUUUGAGUGAUGGUCAAGGCACAGUGAGCGUCAACCCACCCUCUUCUACUCUCAAAAGAAGCAGGGUUCAGUGGGAGCUGCAAUGCCCAAGCCAAGCUGAGGAGCUUCGUAUCAAAAGACCUCGACCAGCGACCAGCGACCAGCGACAGUCCAAGUCCAGGUUCAGUCAAGGUUUAUAG